Molecule: messenger RNA, 1760 nt
Organism: Suillus clintonianus
Lineage: Eukaryota; Fungi; Basidiomycota; Agaricomycetes; Boletales; Suillaceae
Exons: 6
Coding region: 116-1351 (411 amino acids)
Source: RefSeq, a predicted model, not a curated record
AUCAACCAUGACUCGAUCAGAAAUUGAACACCGAAAUUAACAACACCUGUGUUGUUAUAAACACCAUCGGUCGAGGCAUGACAGUGAAUCAACACCUCGUACCUCUUAUAUCAAAAUGGAGUCUAUUCCUCCUACAUAUACUCCUUCUCCACCAUCGCCGUCAUACUCGACAGAGCUUCUCCCAGGAGAACAAACGGUUGAGGAGACUCAACGCCGGACUGGUUCGACUCAGAACACCGGAGUCUUUCGUAGAAUAACAAACAAUAUCACGCUUGUUUUAAGAGAUCAGCGGCCGGGGAACACAACACCUGUUUACGGCAGAAAUGGACUCGUUCGAGGCCACAUAUCUUUGCGAAGUUCUGAGGGCCUUACGGAGGUCACCUUGAAGCUUGAGGGUCACCUUCGUGUUCAGUUAUCAGGGGCAGCCGUCACCACAUCGGUUGCAUCUGAUUCGUAUUCUUUGUGGAGUUCUUCGUCCACUGAGCCUUGCCCUAAGACUCUCCCGUUUACGAUAUUCUUUCCUUCUACUUUCAUGGAUGGACGUCAACCGCGACCUUUACCUCCCUCUUUUGAGGAUAAACAAGUGACAUCUGGCACAUGUUCCUACACCCUUAGCGUUGUCGUUUCAAAACCUCGACGAUUUAUAUCUUCAUUCCGCUCUAGUGAUUCUCUUGUAGUACCCGUAUGCUAUCAUCCACGUUCUCGCCCACACACCCCCAUGCUUCCGAGUGAUGUACCGUUCAUGACCACGGUGAAAAGCUCACCCGAAGAAUGGCAUCAAGUGCUCUAUACCAUGAACACAACAAAGAGUUCCAAGCUCACGCCAGUACAAUGUCUUCUCUUUAUUCCUUCAGUACAGGUUUACCCACUGUCUGAGACUAUACCGUUCCACCUGCAAUUGCGUGCCCCAUCGAGCUCAUUAGCCCCCUUCCUUGAAAAAUCUGCACCUGGUCGCAGCCUUCCUAUUCUCCUCUCAGGGGAAAUCUCCAUCCGCGUCUACUUACUUCGCCAAGUAGUUGUCAAAGCCUUCGAAGAACAAGCACCGGCGUCCAGCCGAAUAUUAGGAGAAGGCAAAUUGACAUAUUCUCCCUCUCUACCGGAGAAUCACCACUCAUACCGCAACGUCCCCCUUGGCGAGGGCGUUGACUGUCUGGACUGGGAUGGCGAACUGCGGUGUACUGAAGAUGUGACAGUCGCAAGCUUCGCAACGAACGGGCUUUCGGUUAGAGACUUUAUUGUGCUCUCCCUCGAACCUCUGCAACCAAUGACGUGUCCGCUUCUCGCAUUAAAAUGCCAUCAUCCUAUUCGUCUGGUGACAGACCCAUGGUCGGAUCAAGCUGUGACUUGGUAACAAUAGCCGGGACUGAUUAUUUACGGGAUCGACAUACUGCGUACGGGUCUGUUCCGAACAACUCACUCUAUUAUAUUCUGGAUCUGUUAUAAUUGUGGAGCCUAUAUACAUACUAGCUUAUAUUUCCAAGUCAGAUGAUUGGUUUUGCUGUCAGUAGAAUUGUAGUACCCGGGACCCGCUGGGGACCGGCUUGCUAUAAUUGCUGCAACGGCGCACAUUCUUUGUCAUAAACCGAAAGAACAUGAGACUCUCUUUACAAGUGGGAUAAUGGAUAGAAUAUAUGGAACCGGCGGGACUGUACCCAAAAGUGUAGCCAACCACGAACCUUCCGUUAGGUAGACGGGGUACUUUGUAGAUUUCCAAAAAUAGAACGCCUAGGUGCGCUGCUCCGGCGGCAUCGUGUUGAACC